AUGGCUCGCAAACCUCGAAGGCUUUUGGUGCCCUUCCUCUUUGCGUUAAUCCCCGCCAUCACCAACGUUGAUGCGAAUUACUGGCCAGAAUGGACUCGUCGAGAUCCCUGCCCAGCCAAGAUCAACGCCGUGAUCCCCGUGGGCUCACCAUUCGGCAAUCACGAGACUGUGCAUGAAGCUAUGAAAACGUGCACAAACAUCACCGAGCUAUCCAUCUAUACUGGUUUCUUCGGAUGCACCGGAUUCCCGGACCGCUACAGCCUGCCCUUUGCGCUUGACGGCAGUGAUCGCUAUCUCUCAGCUCCUCGGGUCUUGACACUAGACGCCUACGAGUUUGAUGACAUAGAGUGGCAAAAAGUUCUCCCUCCAAGGCCGCAUUGGUCGAACGACGACGGAAGCUGGCCUUCCUCGUCUUCACCCAACCCCAUCAUCGCGAUGACUGUUGAGCUAUACUAUCACACCCGCUGGUUCCUCGAUCAUCUAUCUUAUCCUCUGACGGGAAUGUUCCGCGAUUACGAAUGGUGGAGCUGGUGGAGCUCCGGCAAGGCAGCCAAGUGGUACAGAUGGAGAAGGCUACCAGUCGAGUACCGAUCAAAAGACAACAUGGAGCUAUGGCUUGAAGCCAUGGACUUUUCCCAUGUCCAUACUCUUUCCAUCAAGCAACAUAACACUCCCAAGCCAAAAGGAGACGCCCUUUUUCGUCGUUUACCACAAGCACUCACCAGUCUUCGCUCGCUCACCAUCGGCGGUCGAUGGGUGGAUUGGAAGACUGAGUUAGAGAGGUGGGAGGCCGAACCUGGACCCCUCCCAAAACAAAAAUUGAAGUCACCGAGGGCGCCCCGUGCUCUUGAGUUUACCAUGGCUUUACCGGCCUCGUCUUUGACCAAUUUUACUUGGAUCGAAAGUGCAACCGUCGAUGCAGACGUCUUCGACGCUGUGCUUCGACACCAUGGGCCAUCACUGAGACAGCUGAAGUGGAUCAAUGCAGAGGUUGAGAGAGAUCCAAGGCCUACUUUGUCAACAGAACAGCUGAAAAAUCUGGGGGAAUGGGCCCCUGAGCUGGCAGACCUAACAAUAGACUUGGACCGCGAGCAGGAGGACUGGCCGAGGGAAAAGCUCAAUGCGUUAGGGAAAAGCUUGCCCAGGCUAAAGAACCUGACACUCUACCUCAACUUGGAAGCCGUCAAUGUCAAAAACGAGACGAUGCACCCUACCACUCGCUACGACUUUCCGUUCGCGCCACAGUCUCUGGCACGGCCUCUGUUGGACGCCAACGGAGCACGCGACAUGUUUCUGUUACUCCAAGAAUCCCAGCCUGGGGAUGAACUAGAGACUGUCUUGUUCAGAGAGGGAGACUGGGAUGGCCAAGACGAUUUAGCCAUGCGCUCCUACGACCUUUGGUCGGAAGGUCUGCGUAACUGGGCAAGGUGCACCAUCCUGGGAGAAGACGGAGACCGACUCAAAGAUGGCCCGAGAUGCUACGCCGAGUACAACAUCGAGUACGAGAAAUUCAAAGAAGGUCGACAGGGGGAGGACUUAUACUAA
This is a messenger RNA of Fusarium vanettenii 77-13-4, 1545 nucleotides long. RefSeq lists its product as uncharacterized. The record is from RefSeq and is a predicted model, not a curated record. Lineage: Eukaryota; Fungi; Ascomycota; Sordariomycetes; Hypocreales; Nectriaceae. Bases 1 to 1545 code for a protein of 514 amino acids. The transcript has a single exon.